UCCGUGACGUCAUCGGCGCGCUGUUCUUCUCGCCCUUUCAGAGCUAUAGAGACGCCGUGCGCGUGCACAACCACAACAUUGAACAACAAACAAACAAACAGUCCCACAAUAAACACGAGGCGCAGAGUCGCGGUGAGGGAGUGGAGCGAUGGCUGGGCUGAUGUCUGGGUUUGGCUGCUUUACGCACGCCGUGGUGCGCGCGGUGCCCGAGUCUCUGGCCAGAGACGCGCUGAGGAGCGGCGGUCCGGAGGUGGACCUGCUCAAAGUGCAGAAGGAGUAUGAAGAAUACGUGUCUGUGCUGAAGCACCGGCUCGGGCUGGAGGUGCUGGAGCUGCCCGCGGACGACGCGCUGCCGGACUGCGUGUUCGUGGAGGACGCGGCGGUGGUGUGCGGAGACACGGCGCUCGUGCCCAGACCCGGAGCCCCGAGCAGGAGGAGGGAGACGGAGGCUGUGAAAGCUGCGUUGACUCAGCUUGGUCUUAACAUAGUCGAGAUGAGCGAUGAAUCAGCCACACUGGACGGAGGAGACGUCCUGUUCACAGGUAGAGAAUUCUUUGUGGGAUUAUCCAAGAGGACCAAUCAGAGAGGAGCAGAGAUCCUGGCCGACGCCUUCAAGGACUAUGCCGUGUCCACGGUUCCUGUUCAGGACGCACUGCAUCUGAAGAGUUUCUGCAGCAUGGCAGGACCAGGUCUCAUCGCCAUCGGAUCCAGCGAAGCCGCGCAGAAAGCCCUGAAGAUCAUGCAGCAGAUGAGCGAUCAUAGAUACGAUAAACUGACGCUUCCAGAUGAUUCUGCCGCAAACUGCAUCUACAUGAAUCUGCCGGGGAAAGGAGACGUCCUGCUGCACUGUACACCAGAGGAGUUCCCUGAGAGUGCCAAGGUUGUGUUAAAGGACACACUCCUGUAG
Molecule: messenger RNA, 907 nt
Organism: Carassius carassius (crucian carp)
Lineage: Eukaryota; Metazoa; Chordata; Actinopteri; Cypriniformes; Cyprinidae
Product: N(G),N(G)-dimethylarginine dimethylaminohydrolase 1-like
Exons: 6
Coding region: 149-907 (252 amino acids)
Biological process (GO): arginine metabolic process; positive regulation of nitric oxide biosynthetic process
Molecular function (GO): dimethylargininase activity; amino acid binding
Source: RefSeq, a predicted model, not a curated record